GUCCUUGACCACGCCAAUGUAUUUGGAUAAGGAAGACAUUGACGUUUCCCUAAGGCGAACGGACGAGCUUUGUUAUGCUGCCGACCUCGACGACACUGUGCUGCGCUACUCCUUCAAAGGGAAUGCGCCCGAGCCGUAUUCGCCGAAGAAAGAAUUUAUCUACUCGAGGCCGCUUGUUGAGAAACAGCUCGUGCUGAAGAAGACUUGCGAAUGGUGGUUCUACAAGAAUAAAUGCAGUAACAUGUCCACGCACUGGAAACAUAACGUCUGCCUCAUACUGACCGUCCCAGCGCUGUGCCUUUUUGGCGCGCUUAUCUUUUUCAUUGGAAGUGGCUCUAGUGGCGGUUACAAUUCAAAAUACACAAUCGCUCCACCAAAACUACCGCCUCUACAUUUUAUUGAAUCUACUGAGCUUUUUAUCAACGACACAAAUGUUAUCGAUUGGGGCGAUGAUGAUAAUAUGGGUGGCGAAAUAACUCUUGAGGACAUCGGUGAUGACAAUCACAGCGAUCUUGUUACGCCCAUCAAGAUCGCUAAUUCUAGUUUAAAUGCGGAUGAUUUGCUAUAUGAAUCGAAACGAAAUAGCGACGGCAACAGUAGUCAGAAAGAUUCAGCGUUCAGCAGGACGGGCACCUUUCGCAGCAAGUCUAGUCAAAUUUGGGAUCCACAUCCGGAGUACAUAUUAAAGGUGUUUGGACGAGCGUUGCAUUUGGUGCUGCAUCAGGACACAUCAUUCAUACCGACUGAUACAUUUCGCGUGAUUCGCAUAUUAAACAAUGAUAUCGAGGAGACCGAUACUCAGGAACAGGGCCACUACUUGGGCUGUAUUUACAAGGGUCAUGUGGAAGGUGACCAGCACUCGGAUGUCGCUGUAUCGCUAUGCGGUGGGAUGACUGGUUAUAUCAAAACGGGUUUCGGUACGCUGCUCAUACAGCCUGUCAACCAAAGUAGCAGCAACGACGACGCCGUCGCCUCUGGCGGUGACAAUCAGAUCUUGCACAGAGUCUGGCGGCGCUCGCAGCGUAAUGCCAGACACGCUGUCUCCGACUUCGAGCUGGACUUGGAGGCGUUGGAGCUGAUGGCCACGAGGGCGACCUCGAAACGCACGCGCCGGAAGCGCCACAACACCGACAAUCAGGUGUAUACACUGGAGGUGUUGGUUGCCGUGGACAGAACCAUGGCCGAGUUCCACAAAAACAAAAAUUCCCUCUACUCCUACAUUCUCAUACUUUUUUCGAUUGUAUCGAACAUAUUUGCGGACGCUAGCAUUGGCAACUCCAUACACAUCUCUCUGGUAAAGUUACUGGAGAUUCGAGAUCCGCGUCCGGGCAACUCCACCGCCGAACUACUAAAGCACUUUUGCUCGCAUCUACCACAGUACGGCUAUCACUAUGACACGGCUAUGCUAAUUACACGCAAAAACAUUUGCGGGGAGCAUAAUCCGGCGAAGUGCCAUACACUAGGUCUGGCUGAGCUGGGAACGGUAUGUAAUCCUCGUUCCUGUUCUAUAGUGCAGGACAAUGGCCUAUCCGCCGCCUUUACCAUUGCCCACGAACUAGGACACAUAUUGAAUAUGCCACACGAUGAUGAUAAGCGUUGUAUUCCACACAACCACCGAGACUCUAUAAAGCACAUUAUGGCGCCCAGCAUGGGCGAGCACAUGCAUCCCUGGUCAUGGUCCAAGUGCUCACAGCACUAUGUUUCUGAAUUUUUAGAGAAAUCAGACAAGUCCUGCUUGGAAGACACGCCCACCUCUUACAUAUCCAAUGUUCCUACGCAACUUCCGGGUGAGAUUUAUUCACUAGAUCAUCAGUGCCAGUUGAUACAUGGCAGCCAAUCCUAUUUCUGCAACAUUGAUGUCGAGUGCACCCAACUGUGGUGCAAAUCGAAUCUACACUCCGGAGAGUCGUGCAGCACUGGCCAUUUACCCUGGGCUGAUGGCACGCCCUGCAAUCAUAAUCGCCACUGGUGCCAGCGCGGCAAUUGCGUGCCCCGCAACGGCAGCACUGUUGAAUCUGUUAAUGGUGGUUGGGGCCCUUGGUCGAGUUAUACAGUCUGCAGCUUGACCUGUGGCGGUGGCGUGCAGGAGUCGAGGCGGGAGUGCAACAACCCUCUGCCUAAAAAUGGUGGCAAAUAUUGCGUGGGUAGCCGCAAGAAGUACCGCUCUUGCAAUACACAGAGCUGCCCGCCAGGCACCACGGAUUUACGGGAAGAGCAGUGCUACAAUAUGAAUGGUCGCAACUUUAAUAUUCCAGGCAUAAGCCCAUCUUCCAAGUGGAUACCAAAAUAUGGAUUGUCUGUGCAAGACAAGUGUAAACUAUAUUGCCGCAUGGAAGACAAUAGCGCCUAUUUUCAACUGAGCGACAAAGUGCGAGAUGGCACCACCUGCUCCAUCGACAGUUUUGACAAGUGUGUCAAUGGCAUUUGCCGGCCGGCAGGUUGCGACAAUGAACUCAACUCAAUCGCAAAACUGGAUAAAUGCGGCGUCUGCGAGGGCCGCAACGACACGUGUGAAGAGCGCACCGGAAAUUUCUACGUCUCCGAUCUUUUCAAACAGGCAAAGCCCGCUUCACGCUGCUUCUAUGUCACGACAAUACCAAAAGGUGCAUCAAAUAUUGUUAUUACGCAGCCUGGUUAUCCAGAGCACAACUACAUAGCGCUAAGCGACGAUAGACGUCAUCCGUUACUGAACAGUGAUAACUUGGUCAUACCCUUUCGAAAAAAGGACCACUACGCCGGCCUAACAUUCGAAUACAAUGGCUCCAACAGCACUAUAGAGCGCAUUAAUACGACCUAUUCAAGAAAACUAAAACGAGAUCUAAUAGUGGAGAUUAUCUCGAUUGACUUGAGUGCGGCCAAGAAUAAUGACACAAUACUCAUUACCUACACCUACACGUUGGAUAAACCCAAUUAUGUGGAGCCUGAGGAGGAGAUUUAUCGCUGGGAAAUGCAAACCUGGAGCAAUUGCGAUUCGCUCUGCGACGGCAGCAGAUAUCGAAGUCCGGCGUGUGUGAGUAUCACUCAAGGUUUGAAGGUGGCACCGCAGUUCUGCGACGAAUCUGCCAAGCCAGGCAUGGAAACUGGCGCCUGCAACACCGAAUGCAGUCUUAAUCUUAACAUAAGCAAAACAAAGUGUUCGGCUGCAUGUGGCCAACUGGGUAAGUGGGAAAUGGCUUACAAAUGCAUGCAGACAUUCAGGGGUAUUCAACACACGAAUAUCGUUGAUAUGUCCUACUGUGAUCUGAAGCCUGAGUUGAUGGCACUAAAGGUGUUAAAUGAGGAAUGCGUCGGACCCUGCUGGGCCUACACAGAUUGGUCCACGUGUACCAAAACCUGCGGCACAGGAACCCAAGUGCGAAAAACUAAAGGUUGCUAUAUAAAGAAUACACCAACCAAGGAUGAAUUCUGCGAUCAACGCGAUUUGCAGCAAAAUUUGCUGAGAACAUGCAAUAUAGAGCCAUGUUACUACAUUGAAGGAACGGGGUUGCAACAGAAUUUGCUCAGAACAUGCAAUAAGGAACCAUGUUACUACAUUGAAGGCCUGAAAAACCCUCGGUCUGUGAAUUACUGGGUUGCCUCGGAAUGGGGCAAAUGUAAUGAUUGGUGUGAAAAAAGUAGAACUGUGACCUGCAUGCACCCACAAGGACUUGGCUGUCCGCCUGAGAAGAAACCGCAGGAGGUACGCAAAUGCUGUCAGAUUAAAUACAUGAACGAGUGGACGCCGUGCUCGGCUGUAUGCGGCACGGGCGAGCGACGAAGGAUGCAGUACUGUGCACGUGUCUAUAAGUCUGAGGUGCGAGGAGCGCCCAAGAUGCGGGUUAAAAUCGAUAAUUCCUAUUGCAUAAGCAGGAAUAUAAAGAAGCCGACAUUCAAGAAAAUGAAAAAGUCAUGCAAGAUGACCUGCAAGUGGGCCAUGUCGGAGUGGACUCAAUGUGCGACAGACUGCUCGGAGGAUUACCAGGUGCGUCACGUCGGCUGCGAAACCGGACAUGGCAUUCGCAUUGAUGAGAGAUAUUGUGAUGCCACGCGGAGACCGUUGAAGCGUAGAAUCUGCAGUAAUUGCGUGCGCAGAAAGUCGAAGGUGGUGAUGAAGUGCAAUUGCAAGGGCAUCGAACGACGUCGUAUCUUCUGCUUCGACUCCAUGGAUCGACGCAUUGUCUGUCCCCACAAAGAACGAUCUACCGAGCACCAAUGCUCGCCGCCAUCCGGAUGCAACAAGCCGCAGUCGUGCGCUGAUGUGCAGCAAAUACAACGGUCCUACAAGGAUGGCGAAUAUAUACUGUAUGUGCGAUCGCGUCCUGUACGCAUCUAUUGCCACAAAAUGAAUAGUCGGACACCUAAAGAGUAUAUAAAUCUGAACCAGCUCGAGAACUACUCCAUCUACUAUGAGUAUAGGUCCCAUUAUCCGGACAGCUGUCCGCCUGAGUCGCGCGCAAGUGAAUUUCAUGAGAUACAGAAUUCGGGACGCACGCAUUUCGGGAAGCUUAGACUAAACAUAACCGAUCUGCGCGUCAUCGAGAACGAUUUUGAGUUUGCGACGACGUCUGGGGAACAGCGACAGGUCUAUGGAUCGGCCGGGGACUGCUAUAAUCGCAAUAUGGCUUGUCCGCAGGGCGCCUUUUCCAUCAAUUUGGAGCACACAGGAUUUGUGAUGCGUCCAGGUGCGACCUGGAAGCUUUUCGGCAACAGUGUGGUCAUGCGACGUGAUAACGGGUUUGAAACGGCCAAGGUGAAACGGCGCGCAUUCUGUGGCGGCUAUUGCGGACAUUGCUCUAUAUCGCCCAGCUCUGGACUUUAUCUGGAUGUUUUAUGAUGAGCCGCCCGCUCCAGCUGCUGUGUGGUAUGCUAAAUUCGCGGGUGCUACUUUUUGCGUGGCGCUCUUAUGCAUUUAAAAUUUAAUUUGAUGUCUUGCACUGCCUCACCAAACCCAAGCAAAUGUACUUCCCUUGGAAGGUUUAACAUUUACAAAUUAAAUAGUAUUAAAUAUAUAUGUAUGUAUACAUA
Messenger RNA from Scaptodrosophila lebanonensis, 5004 nucleotides. It is a transcript of the gene AdamTS-A, whose product is annotated as A disintegrin and metalloproteinase with thrombospondin motifs 9. The record is from RefSeq and is a predicted model, not a curated record. Bases 17 to 4813 code for a protein of 1598 amino acids. NCBI's taxonomy places the organism in Eukaryota, Metazoa, Arthropoda, Insecta, Diptera, Drosophilidae. The transcript has 17 exons. Gene Ontology annotation, biological process: extracellular matrix organization; proteolysis. Gene Ontology annotation, molecular function: zinc ion binding; metalloendopeptidase activity. Gene Ontology annotation, cellular component: extracellular matrix.